Messenger RNA from Uloborus diversus, 3095 nucleotides. RefSeq names its product protein timeless homolog. Gene Ontology annotation, molecular function: DNA binding. NCBI's taxonomy places the organism in Eukaryota, Metazoa, Arthropoda, Arachnida, Araneae, Uloboridae. The record is from RefSeq and is a predicted model, not a curated record. Gene Ontology annotation, cellular component: replication fork protection complex. The coding region runs from base 1 to 3054 and encodes 1017 amino acids. The transcript has a single exon. Gene Ontology annotation, biological process: replication fork arrest; DNA repair; DNA replication checkpoint signaling.
AUGACUUUAACCGAAUUUGUAAAAUCCGAUAUUUUAGCCACUUGCAGUGCUUUAGGCACCCAAAAAGGACUUAUUUACGAAACGAGUGCUGAAUGUUUGGAAUGCUUGCGCGACCUUUUGAGAUAUUUGAAAAACGACUAUGAUGAUCAUUCUGUAAUUCGUUACUUAGGAUCAAUUCGUCUAUUACAAACAGACAUCAUACCAAUUAUUAAGCAGUAUCACAGAGAACAAGAAAUUUUUGAUUUUGCUUUGCGUCUUCUAGUUGCCAUAACCAAUCCUGCGUUGCUGCUGUAUAAAGAAGAACUGCCUGAUGAAAAAUUGGAGCGCAAUGUUUAUCUUCAAAUCGUAUCAUGUCUACAGACUUAUAAAAAAGCAUUGAUCGAUUCCACCUUUUGGAAAGCUCUAUAUGUCCGCUUGUACAAUCUGCUGGAUAAAAGUGCGUUUGAACGUACGGACGAUGAAAAUUUGACAAUUGAAAGAAUUUUAAUUACGGUUCGUAAUGUUCUUCAUGUGCCUUCAGAUGAAAGUUCAUGUAUUAGAACUGAUGAUGAUUACAGCUUGCAUGACAAACUUCUGUUAAGCAUUCACGAAUCCAAGUUGGAUCUUCUUGUUUUAUAUAUGGCUGCUAAUGAAGACGAGCAUGAUUAUUGUCUUCAUGUCUUGGAAAUCAUUUCUUUAAUGCUUCGUGAGCAUACUGCAGCUGAUCUGGCUCGCACUGCUGAUGUACGUUCUGACGCAGAGAAGGAAGAAGAUUUAAACACUUUAAUGGUUGUGAGGCAACGAGAACAACAUAUGAAAAUUCAAAAGUUAAAAUCCCUCACACCUAGGUUUAGUCGAUUUAACGGAGUGUAUCAAGUAAAAAAUAUGAAGUCUCUUAGUGAUAAAGAUUAUAUUGCUCAUAAAUUUGUUAACUUAGACGAGGUGAAAUUUGACGCUCAAAAGAGUGCUAGGAGAACCCCAAAAAAUAGACUUCCAGCUCGUGACCAAAACGAGACAAGGCGUUCAAAAUUUACAGUUAGGUUGCUGCUGAAGAAAAUAUGCAUAGAAUUUUUAAAAUCUUACAAUAAAUUGCUAGUUUCUGUGAAACGCCAUCUACAGCACAAUAAAACCAAUGAAAAUGAUGAUACAUAUUUUUUGUGGGUUAUUCGUUACUUCAUGGAAUUCAAUCGCAUUCAUGAUUUUAAUGUUGCUUUUGUUGCUGAGACCAUUUCUAUGCAAACAUUUCACCACAUUCAAACAGAAAUCAACAACUAUCUUGAAAUGAUGCUGACUGAUAAAAAGAAAAUGAUGUUUUGGUCCAGAAGAACACAGUUAGGAGUAAGCGCAUAUAAAGAACUUCUUGAAACAUUAAGGGUAAUGGAAAGAUCUAAAGAGGAAGUGAUAAGGUAUAAUGCUGAUCUUAUAAUACAGAAUGUAUUUUAUGUGAUUGAAUACAGAGAACUGCUUUAUACAUUGCUUAUUCAAUAUGAUGAAGUUAAGUUUCCGUUGUCUUAUCUCGCUGAACUUGUAGAAAGUGUAUAUCUAUUUUUAAGAAUGCUGGAAAAUCAUUCUAAAAGACAUUCUGAAGUGAUUGUCCAAACGAAAAAAAGGACUGUUCGUCGAAGAAAGAAGAAGUCGCAAGUUGAAGAGCUUGUAGCAAUGGAGCAGCUACUUAAUGACCAGUGGGAAACCAUAUCUGGUGAUUUAUUUGCCGCCACACAAGGUGAAGUAGAAUUGCCCACUAACUUAACGCCUUUUGAUGGUGCUUCAAACAUUUCUUUCACAGAGCAAAAAGUUGAAGUUGUCUACAAAAUCCGAGAUUCUAUCACUGCUAAUGACGCUGCUUCGGCUGUUGCUUUGUUACGAGCCGCAAGGGAGCUCUGGCCGGAGGGUGAUGCUUUUGGAAAUGCCACUAUUUCUGCAGAGGAGGAGGUUAACAUUUUGAAAGAGAUUCAUUUCUCAAAUGUUCAGCGAACAAACUCUGAAGGUAACACAGUUGAGCACGAAGAAUCUGAUGUUGAAGAAGAAGAAAUGGAAGCAUCAAUGCCUUCUGUUGCUGAGAAAAAAUUAGAAAUAGAUGAAGUUUAUAAAAAGUAUGCUUCACCAAAAGUAGUUCAGCCGUGCUGUUUAUUAUUAGCAAAUUAUCAUAAAAAUUCUGAUCAAACAAAUACCAGCUUAAUUAAAUUGAUACAUAAAAUUGCUUGUAAUUGCAAAAUGUAUGCUUUAUUUUUCCAGUCUACAGUGUUUGUGACUUUUCACAAAAUCUUUAAUGAUCCUGAAGUUAAUUUCUGCCCAAUUAUUAAAGCAUUUUACAGAUUUGGUAAAUUCAUUAUGUCCAAAUUUUUUGAAACGGCAGAAGAAAACCCUAAAAUUUUUGUUGAGAUGUUAUUUUGGAAAGGGGUUCGUGAGGUUUACAAGUUAGAGGAAGGUUAUGGAGCAUCUGAAAAUAGUUCAUCAAAACUGAUUUGGACUGAAGAAGAAGAUGAAGAAUUGCAAUAUCUCUUUGAAGAAAAUAAGGAUGUACAUAUUGAAGGGCAAGAUGUUGCUGAUAUCAUAUGCGCAAUUAUGAAUAAAAAAUCAAAAUCUAAAAAGCAAAUUAUAUCAGCCUUGAAAAGAUUAGGAUUGAUAAGUAAUGCAAAAGAUUUAAAACCACAUUUGAGUAAAGAAUGGCGGGAAACAGAAGUUUUGGAACUUACGCAUUUAUUCAGUGAUUACAGGGACUCAGAAGAUAUAAUGAGUGAUAUUCGUGAAAGGCUUUCUAUCAAACGCUCGAGGAAAGCUAUUGUUGAAAAGUUACUGGAACUUAAUUUAAUCACUGAUCGAAAAGAAGUUAAAAAGAAGAAAUCAAAGAAGCAGAAUAAAAAUAAUGGCAACAAAACCAUUCCUCUUAGUUCAAAAAGUUCAAAGGCCAAGAGAAAGCUGAUUAUUUUUAGUGAUGAUAAUGAUAUAACCGAAAUAAACAGUAAUAAAAAAACUGCACUCAUUGAUGAAGAUAAAAGUGCAAAAGAUUCUUCUAAUUUAAAACUGAAGAAAAAGAAAAUACGUAUUUUGCUGGACAGUGAUGAUUCUUCUUGAAACUUGUGCAUUAUCAAUUCAAAACUACUUUUAGUACAUUA